Malus domestica (apple) is the source of this 1465-nucleotide messenger RNA. Its product is annotated as L-ascorbate peroxidase 2, cytosolic. NCBI's taxonomy places the organism in Eukaryota, Viridiplantae, Streptophyta, Magnoliopsida, Rosales, Rosaceae. Gene Ontology annotation, molecular function: peroxidase activity; heme binding. Gene Ontology annotation, biological process: cellular response to oxidative stress; hydrogen peroxide catabolic process; response to reactive oxygen species. Gene Ontology annotation, cellular component: chloroplast. The record is from RefSeq and is a predicted model, not a curated record.
CAUUUUGCUGUGUCUGAAACUCACUGCUGAGACCUGUGCUGUGCUCAAAUCCGAAGCGUUUGCUUCUACUUUCUAGCUAGAUUGUUUGGAUCGUAAGUUUUAUUUCUUAUUUUCUUAUAAAUUUCGAUUGCUGAAAUGAUUGUUUUUCAGUAUUUGAUCGAUAUGUGGUCGUUACGUAAUGGAUAUGUGAUUAAACUUCCAUCUAUAUGUUCAUGAGUAUUUGAUUUUGAUAAUACACCUACCUUUGUAUAAUUUGAAUGCGUGGAAGGAUUGAUCGUCAAAAUGGUGAAACAAUACCCGACUAUGAGCGAGGAAUACCAGAAGGCAGUAGAAAAAUGCAAAAGAAAACUCCGAGGGCUCAUCACUGAGAAGAACUGCGCUCCUAUAAUUCUCCGAUUAGCAUGGCACUCAGCUGGUACGUUUGACAUAGAAACGAAGACUGGAGGACCAUUUGGGACCAUCAGGCACCCGGAGGAGCUCGCUCAUGAAGCAAACAAUGGUCUUGAUAUUGCGGUUAGGCUUUUGGAGCCGACCAAGGAGCAGUUUCCGAUCCUCUCAUAUGCAGACUUCUACCAGUUGGCUGGAGUUGUUGCCGUAGAAAUAACAGGAGGGCCUGAGAUCCCUUUCCACCCUGGUAGACCAGAUAAACAAGAACCACCACCAGAAGGUCGUUUGCCAAAUGCCACCGAAGGUUCGGAUCAUCUGAGGGCUGUCUUUGGACACAUGGGACUUAGCGACAAGGACAUUGUUGCAUUAUCCGGUGGACACACCUUGGGUAGGUGCCACAAGGAGCGUUCUGGAUUUGAGGGACCCUGGACAACGAACCCUCUCAUCUUCGACAACUCCUAUUUCAAGGAACUUCUUAGUGGGGAGAAAGAAGGUCUUCUUCAGCUGCCAUCGGAUAAAGCUCUACUCGAGGAUCCAGUCUUUCGCCCUCUUGUAGAGACUUAUGCUGCGGACGAAGACGCCUUCUUUGCUGAUUAUGCCGAAGCACAUUUGAAACUCUCCGAGCUUGGAUUUGCGGAUGCUUAGUAAAGGAUUGUUAUUUGUAGAUUGGUGGGGGGCUGUCUUGUGCGAUUUCUUCUAGAUUUGAAUGAACAAAUGAUUGUAAGAUUAUGGUAUGUUAUUUUCUGUCGAAAUUUUUCUCUUUGUGAUUGGUAAUAAAACUAUGGCAGCAUUUGCUGCUUAUAAUAUAAUGUCAUGUGUAGUCGUAAUGAACAAUGCUAGGAAGAUUGUAUUAUAAUUUCAUGUUGUGUACCACUUUUUUAAUGUAAUGUUGCAUGUGUACCCGUAAUGAACAAUGCUUCUAAUGAAUGUAAUGUCACAGGUCUGCUGAAACUUGGCUUUCAUGACAUUCACAAUGCAACAUUUGGUGCACACUUUUGGCCUUGCUUGGUGGUUAGUAUUGUAAGAACAGUUUAUAAAUUCUCAUUCAAGGAAUAUAGAUUCAACCAAUCAACCACAA